Molecule: messenger RNA, 1874 nt
Organism: Perognathus longimembris pacificus (Pacific pocket mouse)
Lineage: Eukaryota; Metazoa; Chordata; Mammalia; Rodentia; Heteromyidae
Product: interferon-induced protein with tetratricopeptide repeats 1-like
Exons: 2
Coding region: 164-1582 (472 amino acids)
Biological process (GO): defense response to virus
Cellular component (GO): cytosol
Molecular function (GO): RNA binding; protein binding
Source: RefSeq, a predicted model, not a curated record
GGGUUUGAGUUUGUUUUGUUUUUUACAUGAGUUGCAUGAAUAGCCCUGUCUUAGGUUAGCAAGUUGGUCCUGUGACAAUUCACAGAACAGAAACAAUCAGGUUCUGCAAGGAGCCCACGCAGUUGAGAGUACUGCAAGACUUCUACUUCAUCCACAAGCAACCAUGGGAGAAUGUACUGAUGCACACCAGCUCAAGGAGAAACUGGUUCAGCUGAGAUGUCACUUCACAUGGGAGCUGGUGGUUGAAGACUCUGCAGUACCUGACUUAGAAAAAAGAAUCUGGGAGGAGAUUGAGUUCCUAGACACCAAAUACAACGUGGGAAUACACAACCUCCUGGCCUACGUGAAACACUUGCAAGGUCGGAAUGAGGAAGCCUUGCAGAGCUUGAAAGAAGCUGAGGACCUGAUCCAGAAAGAGCACGCUGACCUGUCAGACAUAGGCAGUCUGGUUACCUGGGGCAACUAUGCCUGGCUGUAUUACCACAUGGGCAGGCUAGAGGAAGCCCAGACUUACCUGGACAAGGUAGAGAACACUUGCCAGAAGUUUGCAAGCAUGUUUUGCUAUAGGAUGGAGUGUCCUGAGAUGGACUGUGCAGAAGGCUGGGCCUUGCUCAAGUGUGGAAGACAGAACUAUGAACAGGCCAGGUACUGCUUUGCAAAAGCUCUGAAAGUGGAGCCGGAAAACCCUGAGUUCAAUACUGGAUAUGCCAUCGCUCUCUAUCGCCUGGAUUCUGAUCACAAUGCUAUUUCUCUAAAUCCCCUACAGCAGGCUGUUAGGCUAAAUCCAUCAGAUACAUACAUUAAGGUCCUUCUUGCCCUGAAGCUUCAGGAUGUGAAACGAGAAGAUGAAGGAGAAAUAUAUAUUGAAGAAGCUCUUAGCACCUCAACUUCCCUGGUAUACAUCCUUCGAUAUGCAGGCAAGUUUUACAGAAGAAAAGGCUGUAUGCAGAGAGCCCUUCAGCUCCUUGAAAGAGCUUUGCAGGAAUCACCCACCUCUGCCUUUGUGCACCACCAGAUAGGGCUGUGCUACAGGGCACAAGUGCUCCAAAUCAAUAAUGCUACACGUACACAGCCUAGAGGGCAGGAGAGAGAAAAGUUGGAGAAUAUGAUCGGAUUAGCCAUAUUUCAUUUCAAGAGUGCUCUUGAACAAAAGCACCCAUUUGAGGUUGUUUUUUUACACCUGGCACAUAUGUAUGUUGCAGCAAAAAAUUACAGAAAAGCUGAACACAGUUUUCAAGAAUUUUUAUUAACAAAACCACAGGAGAAGAACAUAUUACAAGAUGGACAUUUCUACUAUGCUCGAUUUUUGGAAUUUCAGAAGAAAUCUGAAGUGGAUGCAAUUAGGCAUUACUUAAAAGCAAUAGAAGUAAAAUACAUAUCCCCUGUGAGAGAGAAAAGCAUUUUCUCUUUGGAGAAAUUGGCUUUAAGGAGACUCCGAAGAAAUGAGGUUGACCUGGAAGGUUUAAGUCUUCUUGGGUUAGUCUACAAAUUGAAGGGAAAAAUCCAUGAAGCUCUAGAGUAUUAUGAGCAAGCUCUGAGCCUGGCUGCUGCCUCUAACAAGGCUGUGAAAUAUAUUGAGUGAUAUAGCACCAGUCAUUUCAGCAUUUCAGUUGCUUUUAUUUUAACAUGUACUAACCCUCUGUUCUGAGUUCUGAUAGUUCAGAAACAUUAAAUUCACUUAAUGUUAUGAUUGCUGAACAAGUAAUCAAAUCUGAUUAUAAAUAAUAGUAAAUAUACUUAUGUCUUAUGCUAACCUAACAGCACCUCUCUGUUCCAUAUUUGUCAACCUUGGAAGAUAUUUCUAUACUUCUCAGUAAUGCAAGUGGCUCAGUGAUGUAUAAGCGUGGGAUACUUCAGGUGUUUACAGAAAGAAA